This is a messenger RNA of Ananas comosus (pineapple), 660 nucleotides long. RefSeq names its product dehydration-responsive element-binding protein 3-like. Lineage: Eukaryota; Viridiplantae; Streptophyta; Magnoliopsida; Poales; Bromeliaceae. Gene Ontology annotation, molecular function: DNA-binding transcription factor activity; DNA binding. Bases 187 to 660 code for a protein of 157 amino acids. Gene Ontology annotation, biological process: regulation of DNA-templated transcription. The transcript has a single exon. The record is from RefSeq and is a predicted model, not a curated record.
UAGCAAUUGCUUUUCCCAACAAACAUUUAUAUAUUUACUUCACACAACCCGGGGCUAUUAAUUCACCCGAAAACAAAAGCCCAUUUCUCCUCCUCUUCCUCUCUGUAAAGACUAUAUAAAGUAGACCAGAGCGACCAAAUCUAGCCAGCACGAAUUUCAAAGAGACCACCCCCCGCCAAUGCGGAGAUGACGCAGAGCGGCGGCGCCGAUUCCGCAGAACCCGGCAGCAAAGCGAUGUCGCCGCCGAGUUCUGGUGCGGCGACGAGUCCUGGUGCGCCGACGAAGCGGGGGCGCGGCGCGGGGAGCACGCGGCACCCGUCGUACCGGGGCGUCCGCAUGCGGGCGUGGGGGAAGUGGGUGUCGGAGAUCCGGGAGCCGCGGAAGAAGACGCGCAUUUGGCUCGGCACCUUCCCCACCCCGGAGAUGGCCGCGCGCGCCCACGACGCCGCCGCCCUCUGCGUCAAGGGCCCCGCCGCCGCCCUCAACUUCCCCGAGCUCGCCGCCGCCCUCCCCCGCCCCGCCACCCUCGCCCCGCGCGACGUCCAGGCCGCCGCCGCCCUGGCCGCCGCCAUGGAGGAGCCCGGGUUUGCGUCGGAUCAGCUGUGGGCCGUGCCGGACGGGUGCGUCCCUACCGUGUUCGAAUCGCGGUUGUGGGAUUAG